Molecule: messenger RNA, 685 nt
Organism: Hyaloscypha bicolor E
Lineage: Eukaryota; Fungi; Ascomycota; Leotiomycetes; Helotiales; Hyaloscyphaceae
Product: DUF1304-domain-containing protein
Exons: 2
Coding region: 147-503 (118 amino acids)
Source: RefSeq, a predicted model, not a curated record
CAGGGUUCUAGAAUUUCGGUGUCUCGAUUCACAUUAAACUGAAACUUAGAGCACAACCCAAAAGUCUUCAAAACUACUUCUUAUUGGUCAGCCUCACCACCACUAUCACCCCCACCGGUACCGCCGCCAACAUCAUCACCACCACGAUGGCACUCCUCCCCUCCCUCGCAGUAACCUUAGUAGGCCUCCUCCACGUCUACAUCCUCGUCCUGGAGAUGUUCCUCUGGACCACUCCGCGCGGCCGCAAAGCCUUCGGCCUCACCGCCGACUUCGCCAGCAAGACCAAAGCCCUUGCUGCCAACCAGGGUCUGUAUAAUGGCUUCCUGUCCGCGGGGCUCAUGUGGGGGCUCUUGCACCCUGUUCCGGAAUUCGGGAAGCAGAUUGAGUUGUUCUUCUUGACGUUGGUUGUUGUGGCGGGGCGUGCCGGCUGGUAUUGCUAUUUCAGCGGUGUAUUUUGGGUAGAUGGAUUUAUGGGAGCAAGACUUGGUGGUAUGGAUGAGUAGAGAUUGAAGAGGUGGUUGUAAGACUAAAUCUUUAGAUUAAGAAUAAGUAUGUAGGAGGGCAAUAACGGGUUGUAUCCAUUGGCAUGUUUCGAGCCAGGUCUUGAACUUGAAGAUAAAGAAUAUAGAUAUUGGCGUACGAAAAUUGCAAUGAGUUCGAGGGCAUUCGUGAGUUACUAGAAGAA